CAGAUGUGUUCUUCUCAACUGCCGUUGUUGGGGAUUCAUUCAUUUAACUGAUGCAGGCGGUGUUUUCAUAGCCCAACCCUGACGUCAUGAGGCUGGUAUUGGUGAAAACGGCCAAUGAGGCGGGCCGGCUCGAUUCUACAGGGGCUUUUCACGAUGAAGGGGUUCUGGAGCAAUACCACGCAGGCGAGCAGCAGGACGGAGCUGUAGAGGGGAUGCAGCAUCGGCACCCGGGAGCUGUCUUUCAGCACCACCCUCUCAGCCAGCAGCCCAGCAGCGUCAACAGCAGUGCUAGUCAUCCCCAGAAACCGCCGAGCCAAGAGGGCUCAGGCGCUUCGGUGCAGAACCGCAUCCCUCUCAGCAACUGUCCUCCUCCGCCGCUGUUCAGGCAGGGCUCCGCCGCCUUCUUGCAACAGAACCAACAAGAACCUUCCAGCUCGAACCCUUUCACCCAGCCAGGUACUAUCCCUCCUUAUUACAGAUUGCCACCACCACCACCACCAACAAGAAGAAACCACGUAACCGGGCAGCGAGCGCAAAAUCAAAACCAAGCCUGCUGCUUUUCUGUCCAACCCCUUCCUCUGCAACAAAAUCGAGGGGCCGCUACCACCACCGCCGCAGCCGGUGUCACUUCAGAGCAGAAGCAGCACUUCUAUCAGAGCCACUGUUACAGCAACUGCGGUUAUUCCAGGCAAGCGAGCCCGAACCAACACCAGAACCACCUCCCGCAACUGUCUACAACAGCAGCAACAACACCUCCGAUUCUACAGCAUCAGAAUUCGAAUCGGGGGGACCAUUUGCAAAACGCCAGCAAUUACCAGCGGCAGCAGCACCCGAGCAGCAGCGUCUGCCGCAGAAGAGAAGGAGGGUUAGGGGAGCAGAACCGUUUGCAGCAGCAACCUCAGCAUCACAAUCAGUCCAACCUACAUCAGCACCCCUCCUAUUGCCUAGCAGCACCACAAGAGCAGAAUCUAGAGCAGCAGAGCAAGGACAGCGGUCCAUUGGAGGUAAAGCGGCAGUUCUAUUUAUUUCAGCAGCAGCCCCGAGAUUGGCAGCCACCGCCACCUCUACUGCAGCAGCGACAACAGCAGCUAGGGAGCAGCCAGUAUAACAACUACUGCACCGACGGAUCAGGGGGAGAGGAUAUAAAUCUACUACUACAGCUGCAAGAGCAAGAACAGCCACACUUGUUCCAGCAACCGCAGCCUCCGCAGCACUGUGACAACUACAGCAAGAAACCAGGGGAGAAAAAUCAAUUGGAGCGGCACUGCUGCCAGUACCCCCAACAAGACAAACAGCCGAAUAGCCACCGCCAAGAACCGAGCCGCCCGCUCUUUGGAAACUUGUCCGGCGGCAGCAGCAGCAGCAGCGGCGGCAGCGACAACGAACGCAGCCUGUCCUACUCCUCAAACACCUGCCUGUGGCGGCAGCAGCACCAAGAAGGAAACCAGAUCCGAACUGAGCAACAGCAGGUAAAUGCUGAGCCCAAGAAGCUAAGCCAUGCUGGAUCCAAGCCCUCCGUCUGCGACAGUAGUAACCCACUCCCCGAGAUAGCCAUGAACAGCUGCAAGUACAAUGGGGGCGUGGUGAGACCCCUGGGCAGCCUGGGCUCGUCGCGGCGCAACCUUGCCGAGCUGGACUCGGAGACGCAGCCCCUGCAGACGCUGCACAGCUCCGGCCUGGAGGUGGUGGUCUCCAAGGGCAAUGGCGAGGACCCCGGCAAGGUGUCCAGUGACAGCCUGUCCCGCGACGGAGGGGGCGCGCCGCAGAAGAAGAACAAGGACAUCGGGCAAAAGCUGGGCCACCGCAGGGCGCUGUUCGAGAAGCGUAAACGGCUCAGUGACUACGCUUUAAUCUUCGGGAUGUUUGGGAUCGUCGUCAUGGUGACCGAGACGGAACUUUCCUGGGGGGUGUACACCAAGGAAUCCUCAUAUUCAUUUGCACUGAAAUGCCUUAUCAGCCUUUCCACUGUUAUAUUGCUUGGUCUCAUUAUAAUGUACCACGCCCGAGAGAUCCAGCUCUUCAUGGUGGACAAUGGGGCGGACGACUGGAGAAUAGCCAUGACGUACGAGCGAAUAUUUUUCAUCGUUCUGGAGCUUCUGGUGUGCGCCAUCCACCCAAUCCCAGGGCAGUACGUCUUCACGUGGACGGCACGCCUGGCCUUCACCUACACGCCCUCGGUGGCUGACGCAGAUGUGGACAUUAUACUCUCCAUCCCCAUGUUCAUGCGCCUCUACCUGAUCGGGCGAGUCAUGCUGCUGCACAGCAAGCUCUUCACCGACGCCUCGUCGCGGAGCAUCGGCGCGCUGAACAAGAUCAACUUCAACACGCGCUUCGUCAUGAAGACCCUCAUGACCAUCUGCCCCGGGACCGUGCUGCUGGUGUUCAGCAUCUCCUCCUGGAUCAUCGCUGCCUGGACCGUGCGCGUCUGCGAGAGGUAUCAUGACAAACAGGAAGUGACUAGUAACUUCCUGGGAGCCAUGUGGCUAAUUUCAAUAACCUUCCUCUCGAUUGGCUACGGAGACAUGGUGCCUCACACUUACUGCGGGAAGGGUGUCUGUCUGCUGACAGGGAUCAUGGGGGCCGGCUGCACAGCGCUGGUGGUUGCCGUGGUUGCCAGGAAGCUGGAGUUGACCAAGGCUGAGAAACACGUCCACAACUUCAUGAUGGACACGCAGCUCUGCAAGCGGGUAAAAAACACGGCUGCAAAUGUACUCAGGGAAACGUGGCUCAUCUACAAAUACACAAAACUGGUGAAGAAGAUUGACCACGCCAGGGUGCGCAAACACCAGCGCAAGUUCCUGCAAGCUAUCCACCAAGCUCAGAAACUGCGCAGUGUCAAAAUGGAACAGAGGAAGCUGAACGACCAGGCAAACAGUUUGGUGGACUUGGCGAAGACGCAGAACGUGAUGUACGACCUGGUGUCGGAGCUGCAGGAGCGCAGCGAGGACCUGGACAAGCGCAUCGGAACGAUAGAGGACAAGCUGGACUCCAUCACGGGCAGCCUGCAGGCCCUGCCUGGCCUCCUCAGCCAAGCCAUAACACAGCAGCAACGUGACUUCCUAGACGGCUUUGCGCAACGCUUCAGGCCGGCUUCGCUGGGGUCCGAGAGGUCCUGGACCCCCACUAGGCACCGGCGCUCGCCCUCCACCGCGCCACACACCUCCUCUGACAGCGGGUAACCAACCACCGGGACGACAGCAGCGACUGAAAAACAAGCGAUCCAGACUGGAAUAAAAAAAAAAAAAAAACAGUGAAGAAUAUGGUUUAUGUUUAGCCAUUGUAUGGCUGUUCAAGUUAGCUUUUUUGUAAAGCCCUUGUAUAGUUACUGACUGAGUUCAGGGUGCUGGGGUGGAGCUGGCUAUCACACCGGAUGAACCCUAAAAUAAAAAAACUGUACAAUGCCAAGGUUAGGCGCUGAGGCUGCCCCACAAGGGGGGAGCUCCUUGGCUGGCACAGGAAGCAGAGAGCACAGAUACGGGAUAAGAACCUGGAUCCAGGUGCUACAGACUUCCUUCCUCCCUGCUCCUCCCUGUCAGGGUUCUUCUCUACGCAGGAAGGAGGCAGCAAGCCACACCCACAGAGGACGUGCUUUUCCUACAGAAUUGAGAAACAGACCCCGCCCCCUUGCAUGUUUCAGUGCACCUGGGGGCGGGGUUUACCCCUACAAAGCUUUGUCCCUUGGGGGAGAGGGUGGUGGUGCGGGCAUCCUUUUCUAUUUACAGAAUUUCAGUGCAAUUUUGUAUCCAUUUAACGAGGAUAAAAGAAAAUAGGAUUUACAUGCAUCUCCUUUUUAGCAGGGUCCCGACAGCAGAAAGCAGUGACUAUAUUAAAAAAAAACACACUUCUCUAAUACAAGAAUAAACACUAACAUUAUCAAGGGUGGCCCUAUAGCUCAGAUACACACAGCACCUGGUAGGAGAGAGUGACUAAGUUUAUUUACCAGAAGCUGACAAGUAGCUGCUACAGAUAUCCAAGCUAGUGAACAUGGUGUACUGUCCUAUUGAAAUCUUAAUUUUCGGGAUAUGUAAAGUAUUGUUUUAAACUGUGGCCCUUAAAUAAGGCGCACAUAUUAAGCCCAGCCCAGGAACAAAAAAAAGGCCCAAUCCCCAUACAUACCAGUAGAAGUGGAUGGGUUUACUAAUAACAAACUCUGCCAAAUGGGGAGGAGUUUCCUUACAGAAAUUAUCAACAGACCCCUCCCACUUGUUCAAAGGGUGUGGCUUAUUCACACGAAGAUAGAAGGGAGGGGCUAAGAACUUCUCUUUCCAAUCUAAGUGGUAAAGAAUAAACAGAAAUGUCCCUUUUUUAAAUAAAUCAAAAUAUUUGCUCUUAUUUUACCAGAAUAAUAAGAACUCUUAUGCAAACACGUGCUCAAUAAGUAACAAAAAGAUAAUAAUAAUAAUAAUAAUAAUAAUAAUAAUAAUAAUAAUAAUAAUAAUAAUAAUAAUAAUAAUAAUAAUAAUACCCAGUGCUCCAGAUAAGGUUUUGAGUCGUUGAGUAAUUUAUUCUCCAGUUUAAACUCUAUGUGCGUAAAUUGUAUUUUGGGUGUGUAAAAUGUAAAUUACAGUACCUGCUUUAAUGCUAGCUUAUGGGGUAUUCAUUACCAUUAACCAAAGCCUUGCAUUUUAACUGUAAUGCUAAUUUAAACUACUGUACAAAAACUUUGUCUUAUUGAUUCCUCCUUUAGUCCUGCCUUAAUAAUAUUAGUACUGUUAUAGUCUGAGAAGUUGCUGCUCCAACAGAGAAUAUUAUAUAUAUAUAUAUAUAUAUAUAUAUAUAUAUA
This is a messenger RNA of Polyodon spathula (Mississippi paddlefish), 4783 nucleotides long. RefSeq names its product small conductance calcium-activated potassium channel protein 2-like. The transcript is spliced from 10 exons. NCBI's taxonomy places the organism in Eukaryota, Metazoa, Chordata, Actinopteri, Acipenseriformes, Polyodontidae. Gene Ontology annotation, cellular component: neuron projection; plasma membrane; neuronal cell body. The record is from RefSeq and is a predicted model, not a curated record. Bases 87 to 3179 code for a protein of 1030 amino acids. Gene Ontology annotation, molecular function: calmodulin binding; small conductance calcium-activated potassium channel activity. Gene Ontology annotation, biological process: potassium ion transmembrane transport.